This is a messenger RNA of Clonostachys byssicola, 1380 nucleotides long. NCBI's taxonomy places the organism in Eukaryota, Fungi, Ascomycota, Sordariomycetes, Hypocreales, Bionectriaceae. The record is from the annotation of a GenBank genome assembly.
AUGGGUAACGACAUCGGAGUCCAAGAAAUAAUCGCAGAGCUUCCCAGCUCUGCAAGUUUACCUGUGAAACGAAUAUGGUAUCGUCGGGUUUUCUUCCAGGCGACUAUUGUGGGAUUUUGUGCAUUCCUUGCACCAGGCCUCUACAAUGCAAUGCAAUCAACAGGAGCUGGCGGAGCACAGACUCCGUAUCUUGUCAUGGGUGCGAAUGCAGUUCUCGGAGUUAUGAUGGUCAUCACUUGUUCGCUUGGAAGUGUGGUUGCCAACAGGAUCGGUUUGAAGAAUGCGUUAAUCUUUGGUACCACGGGCUAUUGUAUCUACGCUGCAGCUUUAUAUACCAAUAACCGAUACGGGACAGAGUGGUUUGUCUAUUUCGGAGCUGCCGCUUGCGGUAUUACUGCUGGCAUUUUCUGGGCCGCAGAAGGUGCCAUCAUGAUCAGCUACCCUGUUGACUCUCAAAGAGGUCGAUACUUGGCCUACUGGCUUGCAUACCGUAAUGGCGGUUCAAUUGUUGGUGGCAUCAUUAACCUCGCUUUCAAUUACACUGGAAAAGCGACUGGAAAGCUGGACUGGAGAACGUAUCUCGUUUUUGUUGCUCUUCAAUGUAUUACCCCUUUUGUGGCACUUCUCUUGUCACCGGCAGACAAGGUUCAACGAAGUGACGGAAAAGCUGUCGAAACCGCGGAAAGGAUCCAUACCUUGGAAGAACUGAAGGAAGUUGGCAAAAUUCUUUUCCGCAAGGAUUUCCUCCUAGUUGUUCCCUUUUUCUUCUACGCCACCUUCUUGUUGUCCUAUGCUGGAUCUUUCCUGUCCCUUUACUUCAGUGUCAGAUCGCGAGCAUUGGCUUCCCUUGUGUCUGCUCUGGCUCAGAUAGCGGCCAACAUCCUGUUCGGAAGCUUCCUUGAUUGGAAACGCUUCUCGUUGCGACAACGCGCUAUAAUUGCAUACGUCUUCAUGAUGGCGCUUUUUGGCGGUACCUGGGUCUGGGGAGCAGUUGUGCAGCAUGAGUACGGCCUCCAUAAACCAGCUUUGGAUUGGGAUGACGCUGGUUUUGGCCGCGGAUGGGCGUUAUACAUUAUCCUGCAGGUGAAUUUUGCCCUUGCCUACAAUUACGGGUACUGGCUCGCGGGUUACAUGGCAAGGGAUCCGGCCGAGAUCGUUCGCCUGACUUCGACCGUUCGUGCUGUAGAGGCAGCUGGUGGAGCUGUUGCAUCAGGAAUUAGCUCUACCAAAGCACCGUUACUUGCAGCGUUGGGUGUAAACUUUGGCCUCUGGGCUGUUGCAGUCAUCCCAACAUACUUCGUUGUUCGCACCGUCGGGACUGGGAAAGGCUUUGAGAACGCAGAAAGGGCCGAGUCAGAUGAAACUGAUAGCGCAAAGUGA